AUGAUGGUGCCGUUGGUGUACGUCCUGAUGCGCCGGAAGAACAGAAGCUCAUACAGGCGGGUUCUAGAAGCCCUGCAAAUGCCUACAGCACCUGAAAGGGUAAUCAUGGAUUUUGAGAUGGCCUCCAAACAAGCAAUCCAGGAUGUAUAUGGUAGCCACGUGGCCGCGCAUGGAUGCCACUUUCACUUUUGCCAAUGUCUGAAGAGAAAGGUCGACGAGUUCGCCAAACAGGACUAUAAAAACAACUCCAUUUUCGCCAGAUUCAUCCGACAUCUGAUGGCCCUACCAUUUGCGAAGCCUGAGCACAUCGAACAUUAUUUCGAACAGCUAUUGAUAAAAUUCCGUGACCUUCUUGGUAACGACGCAACAAGGCUACUGAUUCCGAUGAAGGACUACAUGGAACGAACAUGGAUUGGCCUUCCAGGUCUGCUUCCAGGAGAUACUCGGCAAGUUCCUUUAUUCGAAAUUUCAUUUUGGAACUGUUAUGAAUAUACUACACUUGAUUUACCUAGGACUAACAACAAUAUCGAAGCCUGGCAUCGGGCCAUUCAAGAGACCAUUCGGCAAAAACAUCCGACAAUAGAAGCACUGAUCAAGGCCCUGAAGCAAGAAGAAGGAAUUGCAAAUCUGGACAUUGCCCAUGCCAACGGAGGAGAUGUCCCGCCAUUCAUACGCCGGAAAGUCUACUACUCCCUCAACGAGAGGUUCAAGAAGGUGCUCGAAGCUUACAAUCCAGAUCCCCUUAUCUUCCUCGGUGGCAUUGUCCAGAACAUUCGUCAGUAA
Bursaphelenchus xylophilus (pine wood nematode) is the source of this 783-nucleotide messenger RNA. NCBI's taxonomy places the organism in Eukaryota, Metazoa, Nematoda, Chromadorea, Rhabditida, Aphelenchoididae. The record is from the annotation of a GenBank genome assembly.